AUGCGACCGCUUAAGGCGCCAGAAGUCGCACCGUUUGCAGUUCAGGACUCCGUCUUGUGCUGCACGCGGCAGCUCAAACAUCACACCCCAAGACCCAAAGGCCAGAUUGACGGAAGCUGCCUCGUGUUGAUGUCUCUGAUGCGCACCUGUCCUCACAGAGAUGUUGCAGACGACCAGUCGCCAGGACUGGGACACUUUACACAUCUUUACACCGCUUACACCACUUUCAGAAUCUCAUAUCCAGCUAUCACCAAUCAUGCGCUGGCCUUGAAGGCGGCAGAGGUCAUGUGUGCGCCAUACGGCGUCUUCGAAGCCACUGCCUCCAAGUAG
Messenger RNA from Symbiodinium natans, 330 nucleotides. The record is from the annotation of a GenBank genome assembly. NCBI's taxonomy places the organism in Eukaryota, Dinophyceae, Suessiales, Symbiodiniaceae.